AUGACUCAACCCAACCCCUACGUUCUCGCCGCAGACAACCCGGCCGCCGUUCUGGCCCUCCUCCAGUCCAACCCUUCGAUUGCUUCCAACCAAGACGAACAUGGAUACUCUCUGCUACAUGCUGCAGCUUCAUACGGACACAUUGACCUCCUCCGCGCUCUUGUACAACAAUACAAUGUGAAUGUCAAUCUGCUAGACGAGGACGGGGAAACCUGCCUCUUCGUGACGGAAAACCUCGACAUCGCCAAAUGUCUUGUUGAGGAGCUCGGAGUUGAUUAUAACAUCAAGAAUGAUGAGGGCUUCACGGCUCAAGAAUCCAUCGAGAGCGACGGCUCUUUCCCUCAGAUUGCCGCCUACCUGCGACAAGUGGCUGGUAUACCCGGUACAGUCGCCGAUGGCUUGUCCGCUGCCGACGCCUUGAACCCUGCUCCGCCCUUGCCUCCGAACAUUCAGGUGAACCUAGGGACAGUAUCAGAGCAGGAAGCGAACGCUGGGACCAACGAGGUGGAUCCCGAAUUCAAGAGACGCAUUGACGAGCUUGCUGCUCGGGAGGACUUCCACAGCGAGGCGACUCAGAAUCAGCUUCGGCAGCUGGUCAUGGAUGCCAUUCAAGGGUCAGAUAUCGAUACGCAAGACAGCAAUGUGCGAAGGAGGUUAGAAUAA
This is a messenger RNA of Aspergillus calidoustus, 663 nucleotides long. Lineage: Eukaryota; Fungi; Ascomycota; Eurotiomycetes; Eurotiales; Aspergillaceae. The record is from the annotation of a GenBank genome assembly.